AUGAACUUGUCUACAGUGCGCGAGUGCAGUGAGGCAGCCGUGGAGGGUGCCACCGUCUUUAAUGAGCAGAGGUGUCUCUCCAGAGGGCACGGGCACCAUUGUCGUCAGAGGGCCCAGUGGCAGACACAGCCCGGUGACGGCGAUUUAGGGCGAUUAAAGCACUGGAAUGACCGUAGAAACAUCCUCCCUACCAAGAAGCAGGGACAGCGACUGCGGCGUCUGGGCGGCUUGGACGAGACGGGAUGGGAUGCCCACCGGACGCCGCUGGGAACCCAGCAGAAGCCAGAGGAUCAGAGCACGUGGGCCGCCACACAGAACAAUGAUAGCGGCUCCGGCGGGGUUUCCCUGAGGCUGUUGCAUGGACAUGUGUACUGCGGCGUGGAGACUUUGGGGAAGGAGCUCUUCCUGUACUUUGGGCCGAAAGCUUUACGGAUCCAUUUUGGAAUGAAAGGCUACGUCAGGAUUAAUCCACUUGAGAAUAAAAAUAAAAACGGAAUUUCUCCUGUGUUGGAAGUACAACUCAGCAAGGAUUUGAUUUGUUUCUUUGACUCAUCGGUAGAACUCAGAGACUCAGCGGAAAGCCAACAGAGGAUAAGAAUGAUGGAAGAAUUGGAUGUGUGUUCACCUAAAUUUAAUUUCUCACGAGCCGAAAGGGAAGUGCGCAAGCAGCAGGGACGGAUGCUCUGUGACGUGUUACUGGAUCAGCGAGUGCUGCCUGGGGUCGGCAACAUCAUCAAAAACGAAGCUCUCUUUGACAGUGGCCUCCACCCAGCGGUUAGAGUUUGUCAGUUAACAGAGGAGCAGAUCCAACACCUAGUGAAAAUGACACGUGACUUCAGCCUUCUUUUCUACAGGUGCCGUAAAGCAGGACUUGCUGUCUCCAAACACUAUAAGGUUUACGGGCGUCCUCACUGCGGUCGGUGCCGCAGCAGAAUAACGGUGUGUCGCUUGGGAGAGAACAGCAGAAUGACAUACUUCUGUCCUCGCUGCCAGAGCGAAGAUGCUCGCCAUGCCGACAGAGGCAGGCCACCCUCGAGAAACACUGCCGUCGGCCCAACGCCCCAUCGGGACCAUCUUGGGGACCACGUGGCCAGGAAGUGGGAAGAGGCCUGGGCGUGUGGGGUCUGCACCCUGAUAAACAUGCCUUCUGCCCAGGCCUGCGACGCUUGCCUGGCGCCCAGGCCUGCGGAUUCCAGGCUCAAGAGUGAGGAAAACUCCGCUGCCUUGGGCGACGUGGUGAGGUACCCCUGCAACGGCUUUGGGAAGCCCCGCUCAGAAGUGAAGAUCAACAGGAAAACUGCCUUUGGAACGACAACUCUGGUCUUGACCGAUUUCAGCAAUAAAUCCAGGCCACCGGGAAGAAAGAACGGCCCACAGGGCGUUCUAGACGGGGAAUUUCGAAGCCCUCUUCCCACUAACGUCUGUCUCAGUGACACGCCUCGCCCCUCUGAGGAGAGAGCCAACAGUGCAGCUCAACCACCCAACACCACAAGCCUAUCGCCCGCCGUCUCCAGAUUACGGAGUCCCGCCUGCAAAAGACAGAAAACGGCCCACUGCUCAUCGCCAGGCUCCGGAGGUCGCAGCCCUGGGCUAUCUAACAGGGAACCUCAGAUGGACACGACGGAUGGUGCUUGUGCGCCCCUGGCUCCCGUCCCUCGCUGCAGUCAGCACCACCGCCUCUGUGUCCUCCGGGUCGUAAGCAAGGGCGGCGAGAACAAGGGCAGGCCCUUCUACACGUGUCCCCUUCCCAGGGAAGCGCAGUGCGGGUUUUUCAAAUGGGCAGACCUCUCCUUCCCGUUCUGCAACCACGGCAAACGCUCCAUCCUGAGAACAGUGUUGAAGAUGGGUCCUAACAACGGGAAGAAGUUUUUCGUGUGUCCUCUUGGUAAAGAAACACAGUGCAGUUUCUUCCAGUGGGCAGCACCGGGCCGGGAGUGAACACUACAGGGAGCUAGCAUUUCUCCUUCGGCAGAACAUCUGGCAGCUUGUCUCUCCAAACCACGCCUGUUCAGUCCCUCCCCUGGAGCUUAUCAGAAAGGUUGUAGACUGUCUAUGGCGCAUGGUAAAGCCAUGCGAUAUUUGAAAACUGUUCAUUUUUGUGUGUGUUUCAUCUUUCCAUUCUAUGGCUGUAUUUUUUUUUUAACCUUGAUGAAUGCUAUUUGAGUUCCAUCAGAUGCGCAGUGUAUUACACUUACUAUGUAU
Messenger RNA from Myotis davidii, 2202 nucleotides. RefSeq names its product nei like DNA glycosylase 3 (gene NEIL3). Gene Ontology annotation, cellular component: nucleus. Gene Ontology annotation, biological process: base-excision repair. Gene Ontology annotation, molecular function: DNA-(apurinic or apyrimidinic site) endonuclease activity; DNA N-glycosylase activity; zinc ion binding. The transcript is spliced from 11 exons. The record is from RefSeq and is a predicted model, not a curated record. The coding region runs from base 1 to 1938 and encodes 645 amino acids. Lineage: Eukaryota; Metazoa; Chordata; Mammalia; Chiroptera; Vespertilionidae.